Messenger RNA from Papaver somniferum (opium poppy), 1037 nucleotides. RefSeq names its product acid phosphatase 1-like. The record is from RefSeq and is a predicted model, not a curated record. NCBI's taxonomy places the organism in Eukaryota, Viridiplantae, Streptophyta, Magnoliopsida, Ranunculales, Papaveraceae. Gene Ontology annotation, molecular function: acid phosphatase activity. The transcript is spliced from 3 exons. The coding region runs from base 22 to 816 and encodes 264 amino acids.
AACGGUGGCCUAAUAUUCACCAUGGAAAGGCUCUCUCUUUUUCUUCUUGCUGCUGCCAUAUUUGCUGCAACAUAUUGCCAUGCUUCUUCUGUUGAAAAGAGAGGGAUCUCCAAAACAAUACACCUUCUUCGCCCAAAAUCAGGCUCCGGUGGGGAACUUCUCCAAGGUAUUUCUUGCAAUAGUUGGCGUCUCGCUGUUGAAACCAAUAACUUCCGUAACUGGAAAACUGUUCCAAUGGAAUGUGGGGAUUAUGUUGGCCAUUACUUGUUAGGCCAGUACUACCGCCAAGAUUCAAGAUUUGUCACCCUAGAGGCUGCAAAAUAUGGUGAGAGCGUUAACCGCACUGGAGACGGUAAAGACAUUUGGGUAUUUGACAUCGACGAAACUACAUUAUCCAAUGUACCUUACUACGCUAAACAUGGAUUCGGGGUUCAACCAUAUAACGACACAGCCUUCAAUGCAUGGGUUGAUACCGGCAAAGCUCCAGCCUUGCCGGAAAGUCUUACAUUAUACAACAGAAUACUUUCGUUAGGCUUCAAAGUUGUAUUUUUAACUGGAAGAGCAGAAAUGCGUAGGGAAAUUACUAGGAAAAACCUUCGUGCAGCUGGAUACAAAAACUGGGAGAAGCUUCUUUUAAGGCAACCAUUAGAUGCACAUAAAUCAGCAGUUGUGUUUAAAUCUCAACAAAGGGCAAAGCUCGUGCAACAAGGAUAUAGAAUCCAAGGAAACAUUGGAGAUCAAUGGAGUGAUAUUUUGGGAACCGACAUCGGUAGCAGAACGUUCAAAUUGCCCGACCCUGUUUACUAUAUUAGUUAGCUAUUCGCUGUAACUUAAAGUUAAUCGUCUUGUGUUAAUCGAACUAUUGUAGUGCUGGGGUUUGGUUUUUAGCUUAGCCUUUGUGAGACUUCCAAUCAAAUUAAUAUUUUAUGUUAUCUUCAACAUUGCUGUUCUCUGUGUAAACGCAGCAGUAGUAGGUAGAAAUAUUUCUGAUUUCGUAACAAAAAUGGGUUGUCUGAAAUUCUGAACUUAUAUUCAUC